This is a messenger RNA of Besnoitia besnoiti, 3675 nucleotides long. RefSeq lists its product as uncharacterized. Lineage: Eukaryota; Apicomplexa; Conoidasida; Eucoccidiorida; Sarcocystidae. Bases 1 to 3675 code for a protein of 1224 amino acids. The transcript has a single exon. The record is from RefSeq and is a predicted model, not a curated record.
AUGCACGCGUCGUAUGUGCCUGCCCCCCCGCCACCACCAGAACCGCCAAAGGUUCUGCGUACAGUGCCCCCUCCCACAAUGGCAGCCCGUAACGGGCAUCUUGCUGGGUGCCCUCCGAACCCACCCCUUCUGGCAUUUCCUCGCCGUGGCCCUGGCUCCAACGCGGGUCCGCCAGCGCCCCCAGCGCCGAGAGCGCCGCCCACAGUGCCAUCGGGACAACCUCUGUACUGCGUCUCGAGGAUUCAGCCGCCUCCCCCUAGCUCUGCGCCCCGGCAAAUGAGAACUGGCCUGCUUCCCGCUCCCAACAACGCCACAUUCCCUGGCUCUCGACGGGGCCCGCCCCCCCCUCCUCCUCUUACCGAACAAGAGACACGGGGCGGCGGCGACCCGUUCCUCUCACGGCCUUCCGGCGCCGCAGGCGGCAGGGGGAUACGGGCUCCCGAUCCGAAGCGAGCUCUGUCUCAAUUUCCAUUCCAUCAGGCAGAGGCCAUGCACAUUGCACAGGGGGCUCACGCUGCUCCGCGAGAUGAUGCCAGCUUGCACCUGUCUUCCUGCAGGGUGCCAGCUUACGUGCGGCCCCUGCAUUCUGCGACGGACUCCUCCCCAGGAGGUGUUCCAUCUCAGGUGCUACAGGGUAGUUCGACGAGUUCAGCCGAGUUCCUGCGCCAUCAGCAUGGCAACGUUGACCAUUACUGUGAAGACUCCGGAUUCGCCAGUGUGGAUAUAACAGGGGGCCCGCGAGGCAUCUCGUCACCACAAAAUCAGCCACGAGUUUUGUUACCACCUGAGCCCCGACGCCCUACAGAGCAGGUGCCUGUGGUGCUGGUGCUGCACCCUAAACGUGGGGACUCAAGCGAUAGCUCGAAGUGGCCUUCUGAACGACAGCCUUACCGGGACUACAACGCAGAUCAUGCCUUCGAGAAUGGAGGAUCUCGGCGAAAUUCGACACACGGAAGUCACGACUCCCCGAAUCGACUCACGCACCCCCCGGAAGAAGACCGACAGGCCUUUGACCUCCUGUCUCGCGACAGCAUGCCAACUGGAUUCCACACGAUGGAGGAAGGAGGUACGUUUAAUCCCCCAGAGCCGCAGGACCGGCGCCGGCAGCGACGGCAAUCACAGGGGCAACCAGCAGCGUCGCUCGCCCCGAAUAGGUCAGCCCCCCUCCUGCCAUUCCCCCUGCCAUGCAGUGUGCCGCGAAUGAACACGAACGCUCCCUCUCUCUCCAGUGUAAUGCCACACAGGCGACCACGGCCGCCCACCCACGCCUCAUCUCGACGCGUGGCCAGACCUAGCAGCGUUUCUCCCGCUGCAGGACACCUACCGUUGACCCUGACAGAAGCGAAAUUUUCGCGCAAGCGACAGGCAGACAGCUCAAGGUCACGCCACACGGGACACUCGCCUGCCCACUCACCACACACGCCAACAGACGAGUCACGGAGAUACUUCCCACGUUCUGCAUGCCCACGGAGCAAGUGGUGGCAGUCUUCAGCGCAAGCGACAUGCAGCGGCGUGAGCCGAGGACGUAACUUCAUGGACUCGCCUGGGCGCGCCAUUCCCGACACCCGCCGCAGGGAAUCUGUUUCGCCGGAUCGACUCCGGCCUCUCGCCCACAGAAAGGAGCACCUGUCGAGACUCCGGAAAUGUAGUGACAGCUCACGUGGGAGUGCACGAGCUUCGUCUUCUCGAUUUGCAAGAGAUGCAUCCCCAUCGCGACCGGAGAGUUACGGGAGUGUCCGCCAUCGUUCCUCUUUCGCACGACCGCUCUCCCGACGUCGUCGAUGUUGCACGCCUCGGCGUCUGCGUGUCCCUAUCCUCCUCUCAGUUCCAACAACGUCGACGCGCCGGCGUCUCUCUCAGCUGUCACCCCGCCGGGUUCACAGCGCCUCCGCAGCUGACUGGAAAAGCGUGGCGAGCAGUGACAGUCCCCGCGUCUCGCGGGAGCUGUCUCCUGGCUCCGUCGGCACAGAUGCGUCACGCAAGGAAAGCGCUCUGUCGCCUGCUUUCAACAGCCGCGCUCAGUGGCAUCCUCCUAGCCAGCUGACUCCGUCGCCUUGCUCUCUGUCUCUUGCGCGCCUCCCGCCGUCACCCAUCACCCCCUUCGGGGUCGUCGGCCAUCAGCGGUCUCAGGGAAUAGAUCCGUCCGUGCCCACUGAGGGAAGGCCUCCAGAGCCCUCCCCCCCUGAUGCCUCGCCGGUUCAGAGGCGUUCCCUCGAUGGCGGACGAGGAAGUCACGCUCAGAAACGCACGCGAGACCUUCCUGGAGCUGACGUCCCCCGCCCGCUCCCGCCUGCUCCCCCGGUCGUCCUCAACGUCGGGGGAAGACUCAGUCACUCGCAGAGAGCGUUUGAGCACGAAGCGGCGAAGCCAGACUCGCGACCCCGAACGGAGAGGCAGAGGCGAAGGAAGCAGCGCCAGCAGCAGCGCCGCCAGCGCGCCCGUCGCCGACAGCAGCCGCAGCAGCAAGAGCCGUACACAGAGGAGUCUCCACAGCGGGAAACUCCUCGAGAUUCUCCAAGUGCCUGCGGACACACUGAGGAAGAGCAGGAAAGUUUUUCUAGAGGAGACCAAGCCGCCACGACGACUUUUUAUCCGCCGCCCUUCGUGCACCGCUUCAGCAAUCUGAGUGAUUCUACUGACAGUGAACAAGAUGGAGAACGAACUGCCGAAGGCGACCGAGAGGAGGAGAGCGACCCGUGGGCCGCGUCGCUGGAAGAUGUCGAGCGACAUUUGAAGAGACGGAAAGCACUACACUCCGGAACUGGGCACGACUUUUCGCACUUUCCUGUUGGGCUCCAGUGGGAUCCCAGGUCCAAGCCCUCGUCGGACUGCCCCAUGUUGCAGAACUGCGAUGAACUGUUUCUGCCUCCGUGGCGCGAGCAGCAGCGCGGCACGAGCGGCCGCGUCAUCUAUCAGUUCGAGCUCCUUCAGCAUAGACCGUUCCGCGCCCUGUGGAACAGCACAGCUGUGGAUGUCUCCUCUUCCCCGAGUCCGUUUGCGCAGCACCAUGCCGUGCGAUCGAAGGCGUCGUCCCCAGCCCACGAGCUGCGAUCCCUUGCGCAUGGCGCACGCAGCCAGGAUUCUUCAGGCGAAGCAGAGCGGACGGCGCUGUUCCAAGAGAACGUGGGACGAGGUGCUGGCGGCAGAUCGGCCGCGCUGCCUCGAGAUCAUCUGGAUUCCGCGUACGUCCGCUCUGGUCCGAUCGAUCGGGGCCACCAGCGCCGAGCGGGAGAAGCGCGCGGAGUCCCCAGCAGGGGGCCGGGAAGCAGCUGCAGCAACUCCAGUCGGAGGACAAGUAUGAGCUUGGGAGGCGACGGAGAACAGUGGGGCGGCGCAGAGCGCACUUGCGAAAGCGACAAGCCUGAGACUUUCUUCUGGGAGAGCGAGAAAUGCCAACGCUUUGUGAUGACGUCAUCCACUCGCGCUCCUACGGAAGGCGACGGAAGCACCGACGACUCUGGUUUUCAUCACGGGUUCAGCUCUGGGAAGGGCGAUGAAAGAAAUAAGCAGCCUCUGAGACGGGGCAGCGACACGGGGCGGUCACCGGGGUGCCAUGAGCCUCAGCCAAAGUGCUGGUGGGGUGACCAGACCCCGAAUGCAGAAGCGAGGAGAAACAGUCUGCACGAGAAGGACGGCGGAAGCAGCAUGAUGCUGCCCCACGUACCAUGGUGCUAG